CGAAGUUUUCGGCAUCGAUGUCCAGAAAAACUGGGAAAACUCUCCGAGGCGAAGUCGAAAAGCGGCGUUUUCAGAGUCCACAGUGCGCUCGCGGGGAUUCGCCUCCGCGAGAGAGCAGAAAAGCGUCUGCUCACCGACUUCGAGAGCCUGCACUCGUGGUUUCGUUAACUAGAAACGAGGCAAUGCGUUUUGACGACCUCGCGGAGAAGAAAACGCUCGCUUCUCUUGUGAAAGAGGGCGCUUCUUCCACUGUGCAGCCUGUCUGGAACGCACGCGUGUGCCUGUGACUCUUCCAGGUCCGAGUCUCUGUCGUCCGGCGCUUUGGAAGAUUCUCCGUCCCUCCUCCGGGGGAAAUUUCCUAAGCGCUGUGGCUCUGGAAGAUCGGGAAGACUGACGGCAUGCGGACUGAGACGGGAGAGAAACUCGGCAAAAAUCGACCUUUUUUUUCUCCAGGCCUUUCGACGAAUCAUGGUGUUGGUGGAACUCUGGCGACGGCUGCCUGCGUCCAUGCAGCGAGGACUCGUGCAGCUCGACCGGGCGUUCGACAAAGUCAAACAAAGCGUUUACAACUUUGACAGAAGAACAGGCAUCAUCACGGUUGCCAUUCCGUUCUCCCUCGUCAUGCUGACGACUGUCGGAACCGGAACCAUUGUGAUCGACCGACAGUUUGAGCUCCGCUCUCUCCGCAGACAAUCGGUCUCCCAGCGUGAACACGAGCAGGAAGAACAACGCAAACAGUUCCUAAAGUUCCUCUCUCAAACAUCCCCUACAGAUCAACUCGACAACUCGGUGCCAGUCCCCAGAGACUCUCAGAUCUGAAUCGGUCUCUCCACACCAAGCACACCAGCCCUCUCACAUUCACACAGUCGCGUAAAGAUCCAUGCUCUGAUAGUAUACGUAUGUACAUAUGUGACUGUAUUUUGAAUGUCCACGGGCGCUGGAGUUUGCAUGUAGGUUUGUGUCUUUGAAUGUAUCAGAGAAACGGCGUGUGGUUGUACCGGUCGGCCCUAUGGCGCUAUGAAAAAGGACGCAUAUGCGUCUGGCUGACAUGCGCGUACCUGGACGGGUGCGCAGACGCGUUCAUUUCAUAGGCGACGCAGAGAGUCAACUUUUGUCAGACACAACGGCACCUGCCUCGGCAAGUCCAGGUGGUUUCGAGGUCUGUUUAUAUACCUAAAUAUAUAUAUAUAUAUAUAUUUAUAUAUAUAUAUAUAUAUAUAUCGAUAUGUGUCUGCAUGUCUGCCUGUGAAAAUUUGCAGGUGUGUGGCUACCGCUUGGAAGGGUUGUGGUGCCUCAGUUUCAAAGGAGCUGUGAAGCGCAUUUUGUGACAUGCUUUUCGAAACGUCCCUUGUCUUUCGUCUGUGAUUUUAUGUGACGGUUUUGGACUGGUUUCCGGUCUGGCGACGCUUUAGGAACUGCGGGAAGUCCGUGAACGGUGCAGGUGGUUACCUGCACUUCCGUGUGCAGAAAUAUUGAAGGAAAAAACUGCGUCAGAUAUUAUCUCGCUGCGCAGAGAGCGAGUUUCGCUUGCCUAACAGCCCUGUGCGCGCAGCCGCCCACACCGCAGGCUGCCUCCGAGGGAUGGGAUCUUUGAAAAGGCUGUGCAACAGCGAGGAAGAGACAUAA
Molecule: messenger RNA, 1626 nt
Organism: Toxoplasma gondii ME49
Lineage: Eukaryota; Apicomplexa; Conoidasida; Eucoccidiorida; Sarcocystidae
Exons: 2
Coding region: 469-819 (116 amino acids)
Source: RefSeq, a predicted model, not a curated record